Dreissena polymorpha is the source of this 1920-nucleotide messenger RNA. RefSeq lists its product as uncharacterized. Lineage: Eukaryota; Metazoa; Mollusca; Bivalvia; Myida; Dreissenidae. The transcript is spliced from 4 exons. The coding region runs from base 789 to 1220 and encodes 143 amino acids. The record is from RefSeq and is a predicted model, not a curated record.
UAUGACCAAAUUUCUAAAAACACGUGUAUAGUCUACCGAACUUGUAACAGAUGUAACGAAUAUGUGUACUAUGUGUAGUAUUUUUAUGAAUAUGUUUUAUUUCUUAUAACCAUUUGGGAAGAUCAAAGAUUAAGUGGUGUGUAACCUAUAUUUGAUUUCAAGUAUUUUUAUUGGGAAAUUAAACAAUGUGACGAGUAAAGAUGAAGCAUUACACAAACAUGAUGUAAAAUAGUUAUUUUUAAAAGAUUAAGGUAUAUUUGAUGUAGAUUUGGGUAUAUUUGAUGUAGAUUUGGGUAGAUUUGGGUCGAUUUGGGUAGAUUUGGGUCGAUUUGGGUAGAUUUGGGUAGAUUUGGGUAAUUCGUGUCGCCGGGAUUCUUCGGCUUCUCAAAGGACGAAAGUAUUAAGCGGAAAUGGAUUCUAGCCGUGAAUUCACGAAGGAUUAUCGACGGAAAGGUGGUGGACUUUACGCCAAGCAAAUAUGCAAAACUCUGCAUAAAACAUUUUGAGGAUAAGUGCUUUGUCCACCCCCCCCCCCCGAGUGUGAUGGCGAGUGCGGGCUUUGGGAUGAGACUGUCGCUGCAUCCUGAUGCAGUACCAACUUUGUUCCCUGACACGGACAACUUCAAGGCAUUACAGCCGAAAGCCCUAAGGCCAGACGAGUUAGGAGCCCCCAAACGGAAACGUGACAACUAUGGUGCUUUUGCCAAGAGAAAUCGCAAAACGGCUCGAAGGCGCACAAGGAAUUACUGUUGGUCAUCGGAAGCAAGCGUCUUCUCUCUGACAUUCGCAUGCUGUCACCAGCUGAACAGACCUCGAUGCUGGAGGCUCAACACAAGGUGGUCUGCCAAUUUGCGCCAAAAUUUGUCUGCUUUUCAUACGCAGCAAUGAAACAGAGAUUGCAUCUGGCAGCCCUGCAUUCCGUUUCUAAUGCGCACAGGAAACAUGCAGAGAAGAAGAACGGCGAAAAGCGCUACAGGAUUUCGUAUCCAAAGUACAAGGCGGGACACCAUGUCGUGAAACCUGUCAAAGAGGCCUGCAAUUAUGAUUAUGUCACAGAGCUCAUGGUUGCAUUGCUGCAAUUAAAACAACAGUUCAAGAGCACCCGGAUUGCUAAGCAGGCAUCUUCUUCCAUUCUGUUCUCUCCACCACCAUUAGCAUCAUCUGCGAAGAAAAUUUUAAAGAAUAAAGCAGUGCAGUUGCACCGCUCUAGGUUUAAUUAAUUACAGUAAUUGGAAACAUGUUGGCAUGCCAUUUGUCAUGUAUUGCUCCAGCUGGGUUUAGUGUACGUGCGUUAGGUGUCAUCCCAGAUUAGCCUGUGCCAUAUAUGUUUGUAAUUAAUUAAAAAAAUCCUCGCGCUGGAAAGAUGGGACAAAGCGUGCGCAAAAUAUCUCGUCCCAUAUUAGCCUUUGUCCCUGAUAAGACUGUGCAGACUCGACGUGAAAACAUGAUAUGCCCCAAGUUUUAUAUGACAAUGUCUAUGAAUGUGCCCUUUUGACAAAUAAGAACCUAGCUGAAGCACUGAUCACGUAUUGUUUCAAAUUAACAUAGCAACUACAAUUAUUUUUUUGAAAAAUGUGAAUGUAUUAUUUUGACAAAUAUGCUGUAAUAAUAGUUUUCCCAUUGUGUGCUAUACUGUUAGUAUAAAAAUGUUAAUUUCAACACCUUUAUUUUUAAAUGUUGGGACCAUGUAGUGUUUUUUGUGUGAUAGUAUUGGUCUGUAAAAGAUGUUUUAGAAGUCAUUUUGUUAAAGGUACUUAAUAUGACUCCAUGACAAGUUGUAUUGCAACAUUGUGCUAGUAAAGCUCAUUUACUUAUUCCGUCCAGUUUUCUAAAACUUGUCGUCAGGUUACAAGUUGUUCUGUUGUUGUGUCUGUGGUAAUUUAUAUUUUUAGAUGUUGCAAUAAACUUGUAUGCUACAUA